UUUCUGGAAAAAAUACAAAAAUUAAAAGAUUUUUGUCAAAAAAGGAUGAAAAGUGAACAUCCAGAGUGCUUGCUACCGAAAUUGACUCAUCUUAGUAAGCCAAAUAUUCCGUUUAUCGCACAGAGCGUUAAUUUGAGCUACAGCUCAGUAUUCGGAUAUCAUCUCACUGCCAAACAAAAUUUAAGGCCUGGUAAUAUCAUCAUGACAGAGUCUCCAUAUUCAGCUCCUCUUCUGCCGGAUUUUUGGUACGAAAAGUGCGCAACUUGUUUAAAAUGUGGAUAUUUGAACCUAAUUCCAUGUCGCGGCUGUUCCUUUGCCAUGUUUUGCUCCAACGAGUGUAUGACAAAAGGAUUUCAAGAAUUUCAUCAGUACGAAUGUCCGAUCAUGCAAGAUAUUGGCGAAUUAUUGAGUGCCGAAGCGCUGAUUGGAUUGCGGAACACUUUGAAGGGUUUCUGUCUCUACGAGAAUUUGGCAGAGCUGCAAGAGGUUUUUGACCAUCGUUUUGAUGGACGUCAAGAGGAUUUCGAUCUGGAAGUAAUGAACUGCGAUGCUAAAACCAUGUUUCGCGUGAUUUGUCAUCAGGCGACGAAUCAGGAACGUCGAAGUAUCGAAGAUUUGUUGAACUUGUCGCUAACAGCGGGAGUAAUUUACAAAUUGUUAGUUUUCAAAACUGAUUUAAUUCUGAAACUGGAAACGCCGGAACAACAUUAUCUGUUGAUGGAAAUGCUCCUGCAUUUUUUGCAAAUCGCCACGAUAAAUUCGUUUUCCAUGACAUGCCUGCCUGAAAUUUCGCUCAACACUUCCAAGGGGACUCGCGUAGAGACGGAACAUGAAUUCGCCAUUGCCACUUACCCAUUUAGUAGUUUCCUUAAUCACUCGUGCGCUCCAAAUGUCACCAAAACGAAUGCCGGUCCCAGUCACGAAACGAUGCUGGUUGUCGUCACGCGUCCCAUUAAAGUGAACGAACAAAUUUUCGACUGCUAUUUUACGAGCGUUCAUCACUACAGAAGUACCAAACGCGAACGACAAAAGCUUUUGUAUGAACAAUACAAUUUCCAGUGCAGUUGCAUGGCCUGCCAGCUAAAUUUUCCAUUGUACAAGGACCUAAAAAUCAAAUGCCCCAUGCUCAAUUUGAUGGAAAUCAUCUCGGGAAACGCGAGUCUUGGUCGAUUUUCCGAGAAAAAACUUAUUUUGCAAAAAUACCAAGAAUAUUGCCAGUUUCUGCGAGAAUUUGACGAAUGUUAUCCUUGCAAGGAGAUUUAUGUCGUACACAAAUGUCUGCUGCGAUGCAUUUGGCUGCUCUAUAAACGGCUACAAGUGAUUCACAAGCCAUCACCGAAAUCGCAAAAGGACAUCAUCUUCAACCUUGACAACCACUAA
Culicoides brevitarsis is the source of this 1380-nucleotide messenger RNA. Its product is annotated as SET and MYND domain-containing protein 4-like. Gene Ontology annotation, molecular function: protein binding. NCBI's taxonomy places the organism in Eukaryota, Metazoa, Arthropoda, Insecta, Diptera, Ceratopogonidae. The record is from RefSeq and is a predicted model, not a curated record. The transcript has a single exon. Bases 46 to 1380 code for a protein of 444 amino acids.